GAUGUGAGGGACUCUGGUUGCGAUGGAUGCUCAGUUUUAAGUAAAGCGCAGCGUGCAACUCAUCAGAGAAUCUUUGAGGAGAUUCAGCCCGGAGCCCCCUCCCUCUCCUCUCUCUGUCUCAGCUUACAUUUUUUUUUCUCUCUCUCUCUCUCUCUCUCUCUCGCUCGCGCUCUCUCGCUCUCGCUCUCUCUCUCUCUCCUCCACAUGCACAUACACGCACACACGCUCAGCCUUCGGUGCUGCAGUGGAUCAGACGCAGAGCUCUCCGCGGAAAAUCGUCUCAUCUGUUGGAAUACGGCCGCGUUUUAAAGGGGGGCGGGCGGGAUGCUUCCUGCUAAUGUCCGCUGUCCGGGCUCUCCGUUCACUGCCCGGUUGUCUUUGCGGUUAUUAUUAUUAUAAUUUUAGCCGUGCACUCAUCUGACCCGGUUAACGUGUCCCGCGCGGACUCCGCUGUCUGAUUUUCUUUUGUUGAUUUUUUUUUUUUUGCAGCGUGAAGGCUCGCGAGGAGGGACGCGCGCGCUCCGAUGUCCAUGAUCGAUAGCGAGCACAAAGCGAUUCUUUCGUUCGGCAUUGCGUAGAUUAGAUGUUGGAUUAUGGGCUGGAUUGGACGUCUGAAACUCUUCAGUAGGGUUCAGUUUGAACUGUGUGUGACUUCGCCCCCCCCCCCACCCUCCAAAAGAAAUAUAAAUCCACUAUGCCAUGAAUAAUUAACCAAGCCGUAUGCUAAAUUACACGCCGACCCAAUUAAUUAAUUACCAGAUUCGCUAAACACUCGCAAUUAAAAGUAAACAGCUCGAGCUCCGACCAGUUUGCAGGAGCCGGACACGUGUUGAGCUCGCUUGCGUUUUUAGUUUCCAAAAGAGAAUCGCGCACGCUGUGACCGGAGAACGGCUCCGGCUCAGCUCACCUGGAACCAUGGUGGAGGUCCGCAGAAGUCCCCCGCCGGCAAGAAGAAGCUGUACAUCGGCGCGCUGUUCCCCAUGAGCGGGGGCUGGCACGGGGGCCAGGCGUGCAUGCCCUCCGCUCAGAUGGCCCUGGAUCUGGUGAACAACAGGAGCGACAUCCUGCCCGACUACGAGCUGGAGCUCAUCCACUACGACAGCAUGUGUGACCCCGGGGAGGCCACCAAGUUGCUGUAUGACCUUCUGUACACCGAGCCCAUCAAGAUCGUGCUGCUGCCCGGCUGCAGCGGCGUCUCCACGCUGGUGGCCGAAGCCGCUCGCAUGUGGAACCUCAUCGUGCUGUCCUACGGCUCCAGCUCGCCGGCCCUGUCCAACCGCCAGCGCUUCCCCACCUUUUUCCGCACGCACCCCUCCGCCACCCUUCACAACCCCACCCGGGUGCAGCUCUUCCAGAAGUGGAAGUGGACCCGCAUCGCCACCAUCCAGCAGACCACCGAAGUCUUCACCUCGACUCUAGACGAUCUGGAGGAAAGGACGAAGGAGGCGGGCAUCGAGAUCAGCGUUCGCCAGAGUUUCCUCACCGACCCGGCUGUCGCUGUCAAGAACCUCAAGCGCCAAGACGCAAGGAUCAUCGUGGGGCUCUUUUAUGAGACGGAGGCCAGGAAGGUGUUUUGUGAGGUUUUCAAGGAGAAGCUCUACGGGAAGAAGUACGUGUGGUUCCUGAUUGGCUGGUACGCGGACAACUGGUUCAAGAUCAAAGACCCGGCGAUCAACUGCACCGUGGAGAACAUGACGGAGGCCGUGGAGGGUCACGUGACCACCGAGAUUGUCAUGCUGAACCCGGAGACGGUCCGCGGCGUCUCCAACAUGACGUCGCAGGAGUUUAUCGCCGCCCUGAUGUCCCGCCUCGGGGGGAAGAAUCCGGAGGAGACCGGCGGGUUCCAGGAGGCGCCGCUGGCCUACGACGCGGUGUGGGCUCUGGCUCUCGCCCUCAACAAGACCGUGGCGCCGCUGAAGGCCAAGGGCCGCCGACUGGAGGAUUUCAAUUACAACAACCACGACAUCACCUCGGAGAUCUACAGGGCCCUCAACACCAGCUCCUUCGAGGGCGUUUCGGGCCAAGUGGUGUUCGACGCCCAGGGAUCCAGGAUGGCAAUGACUCUUAUCGAGCAACUGCAAGGAGGCAGUUACAAGAAGAUCGGUUACUACGACAGCUCUCAGAAGAACCUCUCCUGGUUCGGCAAUGACGUCUGGAUAGGCGCCGGGCCCCCCGCCGACCGGACCGUGGUCAUCGAAGUGUACCGCUUUCUGUCCCAGAAGCUGUUUGCAGCCGUGUCCGUCUUCGCCGGCCUCGGCAUCCUGUUCGGCAUCGUCUGCCUCACCUUCAACAUCUACAACGGCAACGUCCGCUACAUCCAGAACUCUCAGCCCUACCUGAACAACAUGACGGCCGUGGGCUGCAUGAUGGCGCUGGCCGCCGUGUUCCCGCUGGGGAUCGACGGCCACCACGUCCACAGGUCUCAGUUCCCCGUCGUCUGCCAGUUCCGCCUGUGGCUCCUCGGCCUCGGCUUCAGCCUGGCGUACGGAAGCAUGUUCACCAAGAUCUGGUGGGUCCACACCCUCUUCACAAAGAAGGACGAAAAGAAGGAGAAGAAGAAGCAACACUUGGAGCCGUGGAAACUCUACGCAACAGUUGGGGUGCUGCUGGCCAUCGACUUCCUGUCACUCAUGAUCUGGCAGAUCGUGGAUCCUCUGCACAUCACGGUGGAGAAGUUCACUAAGGAGGCCCCUAAAGAAGAUCUGGAUGUCCUGAUUCAGCCGUUGCUGGAGCACUGCAGCUCCGAGAAGAUGAACACGUGGCUCGGGGUGGUUUAUGGCUACAAGGGUCUGCUGCUGCUGCUGGGAAUAUUUCUGGCUUACGAGACAAAGUCUGUCUCCACCGAAAAGAUCAACGACCACCGGGCCGUGGGGAUGGCUAUUUACAACGUCGCUGUGCUGUGUCUGAUCACGGCUCCGGUGACCAUGAUCCUGUCGUCGCAGCAGGACGCCUCCUUCGCCUUUGCCGCCCUGGCGGCCGUCUUCUCGGCCUACAUCACCCUGGUGGUGCUCUUCGUACCCAAGAUGCGGCGCCUCAUCACGCGCGGCGAGUGGCAGUCGGAGCAGCAGGACACCCUGAAGACCGGCUCGUCCACCAACAACAACGACGAGGAGAAGUCCCGGCAGCUGGAGAGGGAGAACAGGGAGCUGCAGAAGAUCAUCCAGGAGAAAGAGGAGAGGGUAUCGGCGCUCCGCAGCCAGCUGGCCGAGCGCCAGGCCCUGCGCAACCGCCGCCAGCCGUCCUCGGGCCAGAACCAGAACCACGGCGCCCCGCCGCCCUCCAUCCAGCCGGAUCCCAAGUCUCUGCUGCCCCCGCCGGGCUACCCCAACCCCACCGCGGACAAUCACCCCCUGCCGCCCUCCUUCUCCAACUCCUCCAGCCUCUACCCGGCCGACAGCAAGAUGAGCCGCAACCACUGUCACAACAGCCAGAUCCCGCUGCUGUACAAAUAGAGAGGCGGGGCAUGGGGUCGGGGGGGGG
Molecule: messenger RNA, 3480 nt
Organism: Pungitius pungitius (ninespine stickleback)
Lineage: Eukaryota; Metazoa; Chordata; Actinopteri; Perciformes; Gasterosteidae
Product: gamma-aminobutyric acid type B receptor subunit 1-like
Exons: 19
Coding region: 981-3452 (823 amino acids)
Biological process (GO): gamma-aminobutyric acid signaling pathway; G protein-coupled receptor signaling pathway
Cellular component (GO): membrane; G protein-coupled receptor heterodimeric complex
Molecular function (GO): G protein-coupled GABA receptor activity
Source: RefSeq, a predicted model, not a curated record